AUGGAAAUAGUCUUUAUUUCGUUUGUCCUUUCUUUCAUUCGUCGUUUCGUUCUUCUUUCUUUCUUUCUUUUUUUCUUUUGUUCUUCAUUCAUUCUUUCCUUCCUUCUUUUCUUUCUUCUUCCCUUUCUUUCUUUCGUUCUUUCUUUCUUUCUUUCUUCCUUAUUUUCUUUCUUUCUGUUUUGUCUUCCUUUCUUUUUUGUCUUGCUUUCCUUCUUUCUUUCUUCCUUCCUUCCUUCCUUCCUUCCUUUCCUUCUUUCUCUCUUUCUUUCUUUGUUUCUUUGUUUCUUUUCUUUGUUUCUUUUCUUUGUUUCUUUCUUCCUUUCAUAUUCACUUCCUUCCAUCAUUCCUUUCUUCUUUCUUUCUUUCUUUCUUCCCCUCGUUCUUCUUUUCUGUCUUUCUUUCUUUCUUUCUUUCUUUCUAAAUUUCUGUCUUUCUUUCUUCCAUCUUUUUCUUCUUUCUUUCUUUCUUUCUAUUUUUCUUUCAUUUUGUAACACACCGUCUCUUUCUCCUGUCAAACAUACUUCUUCCUUACCUUAA
Molecule: messenger RNA, 537 nt
Organism: Acanthosepion pharaonis
Lineage: Eukaryota; Metazoa; Mollusca; Cephalopoda; Sepiida; Sepiidae
Source: the annotation of a GenBank genome assembly